GAAUGAAGUGAACGUAAUAUAUGAAUGAUUUUAAUGUGUAAUGUAUUCCGGAUUUCAACAAAAAAGGCAUUGAAUUGAGUGUUGUUUCCGGAGAUCACGUUUUGUCCACUUUUGGCACCGAUUGACAACAUUGUUGGCACCAAUUGUGGUGAUAGUGGACGACAGGACCAGUUGUGCAUGACUUUCCAUCCAUAUGUUGGAUCAGAUGAUCUUAUGGUAAAUAAUGGACACCAGCGGACAACUGAUGAGCGAUUGCAUCAAAUUUGUCAAAAUCAACUCAAAUCAAUUGAGUGUAUCGACGAGUGGCCACAAUAUGUUGAGUCCAUCGCAAAGUCAAAGCAACAGUUUGUCUCCAAAUAUAAAUUUAUUUGAUUUGGGAAAGAAAUUACUGGAAGCGUCAAGAAAUGGUGAGACCGAUGAAGUUAAAGCUUUGAUGCAAAGUGGAGCUCCUUUUUCUACCGAUUGGUUGGGCACCAGUCCAUUGCAUUUCGCUGCUCAGUUCGGACACAUAGAAACUGCAGAAGUUCUGCUUAGGGCUGGAAUUAGUCGCGACGCCAGAACUAAAGUCGACAGAACUCCACUCCAUUUGUGUGCACAAGAAGGACAUCUGACUAUUGUUUCAUUACUUAUAAUGCAUGGAUCAGAUGUCGAUGCGAAAGACAUGUUACGAAUGACACCUCUUCAUUGGGCUGUUGAAAGAGGACAUACAGAUGUUGUUGAUUGUCUGCUCUCCAAUGGCGCUGAUGUUAGCGUUCAGAGCAAGUUUGAGAAGACACCCAUUGAUAUUGCUUAUGACAACGGAAGACUAGAACUGAUUCCUACACUUCAAAAAUACAUUGGCGUUACGCGUACUAAACCUGAACCGAAACCAUCGCCAACACCAGCAGUUAAGAUGAGACCAAUAGUAUUGCCAAAUAAAUCGAAUCGUACCUCAAAAUCACCCAGGAACUAUUUACAUUCCAAUAAACCUGUAUUUCCUCAGGGAAUCAAUUGGAAGAAAGAUGAUACUAACCCGAUAUUGACCACUUUGGCGGCACUCGCAGCAGCUGGUAAUGGUAUGUCAGUUGCCGAUGCAUUUCAUUUUCUUGAAAGUCAAGGUCUGUCUAUAAACAAUGCGAGUACCGAUUCAGGUCUGUUUCAAAAUGUGUUAGAAAGUGGACAGACUAUGUCUCUGACCGAAGCCGGAAAACUUGCGCUCAAUUUCACGAAAGAUCAAAAUUGUCAGAAACCGUCACAAUCUUCAUCAACUGUUACCACAAACACGAAUAGUGGAAACAAUUCAAAGUUGAUAACUAUUGUGGCCGAUAGCACACAACUGCCACAAAUCAUUAACAGUACUCAGUCAACACCUAUUGUAGUGGUCAGUGGUUCAGCACUUCAAGACACUAAUGAUACCCAAACUACUGGUAAUAGUUCGACACAAAAGUUUACUCAAAUUCAAAACAGAAAAAAUAUAAAUAAUGCAAAUACUUUCAAAAUUAAUAAAACUAUUACAACUACUGGUAAUACCAGAUUUACAACUAUACCCAAAGCACACAAUAUAAAACAUGUUGUGAUUUCCAAUUCCGGUACUACAACUACGACAACCAUUGAAGAGAUUGUCAGAGAAAGAGAUAGACUUUCCAAUGAAUUAAAACAAUUGAAACAAGAAUUAGAAGAUUACAAAAAUAAAGUAUUAGAAAAAGACAAUGAAUUAGAUAAAUAUAGACAAGAAUUGAAUGAUUUGAAGUCUACUCGCAAAUAACACAAACAUUUGACUAAUUUAAUCAUUUUUGUUAAUUUAAUUUAAAGCCAUAAUUUGUA
Messenger RNA from Oppia nitens, 1803 nucleotides. Its product is annotated as GA-binding protein subunit beta-1-like. Gene Ontology annotation, biological process: positive regulation of transcription by RNA polymerase II. Gene Ontology annotation, molecular function: protein binding; transcription cis-regulatory region binding. The record is from RefSeq and is a predicted model, not a curated record. The transcript has 5 exons. NCBI's taxonomy places the organism in Eukaryota, Metazoa, Arthropoda, Arachnida, Sarcoptiformes, Oppiidae. Gene Ontology annotation, cellular component: nucleus. The coding region runs from base 224 to 1744 and encodes 506 amino acids.